This is a messenger RNA of Tachysurus vachellii, 7335 nucleotides long. It is a transcript of the gene il16, whose product is annotated as interleukin 16. The record is from RefSeq and is a predicted model, not a curated record. Gene Ontology annotation, biological process: induction of positive chemotaxis; leukocyte chemotaxis. The transcript has 23 exons. Gene Ontology annotation, molecular function: cytokine activity; CD4 receptor binding. NCBI's taxonomy places the organism in Eukaryota, Metazoa, Chordata, Actinopteri, Siluriformes, Bagridae. Bases 283 to 4914 code for a protein of 1543 amino acids.
CACUCUGCUCCGUAAGAGGACUUUUGUGUUCAGCUGACUGCCUUGGAGGGCGGGAGUGUGGAUGGGUGUGUAACUUUGCCCAGUCUCAGAUGUGAGCGAGAAAGAAGGAGAAGGCAGUUAGAAAAAGAGAGAAGGGAAAACUUGCUUCACAGUGCACCUUUUAUCACCCACUACGAAGAAACCCACUUUUCUCUCUCGACUCUGUUGGAUGGAUGAAUUCCUAUGCGAACCAUUUUAAGGAACAGAUAAAUCUCCUCCACUUGGACGUUUUCAUUUGAGCAGAUGAUCAGCAUCGAGCGGCCCCCUCCAUUAGCAGCUGUCUGGAGUGGGAGAGAGCCUCCCUCAGCGGCCAUCAUGCCUCUGAGAGCCACUCAGACGCAGCAGCGGCUAAAUGGGAGAAGAAACAGAAGGAUGGAAAGGACCAAUCCUGGACAGCGCUCCAAAAAACUGGCCAUCAUCUCUCGAUCUCUACUUAUCUGCAGCUCCAGGAGCAGUGAUGACACCUCCAGCCCUGAAGAGAGGUACGGAUACAAGAACUGGAAAGAAGGGUACCAAGAAGACCCUCUGGAAUCCAAGUCUGGACAUAUGGAAAUGAAUUUCAGCAGGAGUGUUAGCCUACAGGGAUCAAAGUGGAGUGAGGAUCCCAAAAAGAACUUAAGAAGGUCCUUUUCUAUUAAGGAAAGCAGUUUCUGGAGAAUGUGCAUUGCCACCAGGGAGGAGUGCGGGCCACUCGGACCUCAAGUGGCUGAUAAUGACCUCCAGCUUGGUGACAAUAUAGUCACUGUUCAAAAAAAUGGAGGCCAAUUACACAGGGACACUUACAUCCACUAUGGCGAGAGGCUGGCCCCAUUUAAUGGGCAGGUUUUAAAUGGCCACACAAAACUCGAAUCAGAGAAAAAGCCAGCUAUGAGAACUGAACCCAAAACAACUAGUGCUGAGGUUUUCAGCUCAUAUGAAAACAGUGGCCUGCAACGGAAUUGCAAUUCAGCAGAUUCUGUAAUCUACAGGAAAGAAGUACUUGGAAACAAUGUUAACUUAAAGAAGCCCAUUAUAGAAGUAACAGAGGACAAUAAAAGCUGUGAAACAGAAGAUACUGAAGCAACAGCCUGCAAGAGGAAUCGUUCAAACUCUACAAGUGUUCACCCAUACUGGAUUGGAGAUUUGGAUGCCAUAAUUAUGAAGACACCAGAGCUGUUUCCCUGUCAGGUUCACAGUCCCACUGGCAUUUAUGGAAACAGGAAGUCUCUUUCUCAACAACUGGAGUUUCCUCCCAGCGUUCAACAGGUUGUACCAAGACCUUCUCGCUCACUCAGUUCAGCACAUCUGCUCCAUUCCAGCAGCAGUGUCCAGGCCUUCAUCAUCUGUAAUAUAGUAUUAAUGAAGGCACCUGGCAAGGGACUAGGUUUCAGUAUAGUGGGAGGCAGGGACAGUAUUUAUGGUCCAAUGGGAAUCUAUGUAAAGACCAUUUUUCCUGGUGGAGCAGCUGCAGCAGAUGGACGACUGCAUGAAGGAGAUGAGAUUCUGGAGCUGAAUGGAGAGUCCCUGCACGGUCUUACACAUGAAGAUGCUUUACAGAAGUUUAAACAAGUGAAGAAAGGUCUGCUGACGCUGGUAGUAAGGACCAGAUUGGGUGCUGUCGUUGGCAGUCAGACUCAGGUUGCCCAGCUAUGCCGGUCCAAGUCUCUCAGCUCCACUGCAGGUAUCAGCAGAGCCAGUGAUGAGCUAGCUGACUUCCCUAACUUGGGCUCUCAUGCCAAGCCCAGAGACCGCAUCAUGAUGGAAAUCAUUCUGCAGAAGGAAGUUGGUGUGGGCCUUGGUAUUGGGUUGUGCUGUGUUCCAUCUGCUGAAGGUGGUCCUGGAAUCUACAUUCACACACUGUCACCAGGUUCAGUGGCACAUAUGGAUGGCCGCUUAAGAUGUGGAGAUGAGAUUGUGGAGAUUAAUGACACUGUGGUUUGCAACAUGACACUCAAUGAUGUGUACACAGUUCUGAGUCAAUGCAACCCAGGGCCGAUUCAGCUCAUCAUCAGUCGUCACCGUGACCCUAAAGUUUCUGAACAGCAGCUGAAUGAGGCCAUUGCUCAGGCAGUAGAGAACAGCAAAUUGAAGAGAGACAAGAGUCACUGGAGUAUGGAGGGUCUGAGGAGGAUGGAACCAUGUUCACACAACAGGACAAAGUGUGAGCGCUGUAUGGAGCGAAGCCACAGCCAGAUGAGCUGCAGGCGAGCCCAGAAACCCAUGAUCCGUUCCUGCAGUGAGGGUGCAUAUAACCAGCGCAGUGCUCUAACUGGUGCCAACAUGAUGUCAUGUUGUCCCCAACACCAGAAUGUCACUCGCGUACAUAGCAUGGACGCCUCCAUAACAGCUAACUGUGAGGUUCUGACCAGCAGGAGGCCAUCCCCAAUUUCAUAUGCCAAUGACGACUACAAUGUGCCCUACAACUCUCAAAUGAACUUUCUCAGUCAUGAGAGGUUAGAUGCAGGUUUCGGGAGGACAAGGGGAAGACCUCGUUCACUGCCACGAAGGUAUUGUAGACGACAGGGCGUCACCAAUGAAGAGUCACUAACCGACACAAGUGGCUCUAGUGGAAGUUCGCCGGUGAAAGAGGAAGGUCCGUUGCCUUCACAAAGCUGCCAAUUGUUCUGCAGUAUAUACAAGGCUUUGAGAAAGAUCUCAAGGCUUCUGUUUAAGAAAGAAGUGGAUGAGCAUUCAGAAGAAGCUAAAGCAGCACACUUUGAACCUGCUACUUCAUAUACAGCUGAAAACAUACAUAGGGAGGGCAGACAACACCGAGACUCUCAGUCUUCCAAGCAGCUGUGUAGUCCAACUAGGAGAACCAGUCUGAGACACCAGGACUGUGUGGAGUUGCAUUCUGAACAGCAAGUUGACCCUUGGGUGAGACUAACAGACAGUCUUGAAAAGCGCCUGAACCUUCGAAAAAUCAUGAGUGACCAUAAUGGGAAUAAUGAGAUAAAUGGCACAGUCUCAGAGACCACGGAUCCCAUCUCUAGCUCAAAGUCAGAAGAAAAUACCGAUAUUAAAAAGGGGCCUCCAGUGGCUCCGAAACCUGCCUGGGUACGCCAAAGUCUUAGAAGUAUUAAGUCUGGGAGGUCGCCAGCUGAGGCCUUUAAAAAUCAAUCAAAAGGUCAAGAUACUGGAAGGACCUUUGGAGUUAGUCUAAGGUCAACUUCAUCAGCAGCAAAUCUAUCUUUCAAACAAAAGCUCAGCUCAUUUGAGACCUUUUCUAGCACUGAUGGAGCAGAGAGGACAAGCAGAAGACUGUCUGCAACAACAUCUCUUCCUCAGGCAGAAAAAAGUUCAGCUAGGUUUGAGAAAGCACAGCCUGUAGAGACCAGCAACACAUGGAAAAGUAGAACCAAUGUGAUUAACACUCAGGACAGUGACAAACCUUCUUCAGUGAUAAAUCCAGCUGCCACCACUGAAUCAUUAUCUGAAGAAGAUCAAGCAACCUCUAACAAAACAGAUUUCCAAAUCGAGAGCCUAAAAACAGAUAAAACAUCUGCUGCCGUAGAGCUAACUGGGGAUAACACCAACCCUCCAGAAGAGAUUCCUUCUUCUUUGGAAAAUGAGAUAGAAUCCAAUUUUACUCUGAAAGUUGAAACGGAAACAAGUCCGGCUCGGAAAGAUGAUGCGGAAACAAGUGCUGCUCAGAAAGAUGAAGAGGAAACCAGUCCUGCUGAGGAAGGCUCUCCGCCUCUUGAGCAUAUACCUAGAAGGUCCAGCAGUUCUAAAGAUCCUCCUACAGAAAAGCUACUUUCAGUGGAAGGUCACAGCAGUCACACUGCAAGUUUAAGAACCAGAAGUCUACCCCUGAACACCUCCUCUUUGCCAGAGGCCCACAGCCAAUGUAUUCUGGAAGGAGAAACCCUUAAGAUCAUCCUGUCAUUCAGCAACCAGGUGUCCCAUGCCCUAAUGCGUUCCAUGCAAUCCCUGCCCCAGUCCCCAUGCCUAAAGCUUGGUAAUCCAUGGAGUGCACCAUCUGGAUUGUCUCACAAUAACCCCAUAGAUGAGGACAUGUCUUCAUCUGAACCAUUACUCUCACCGGCACCAGACAGUGCUGAGAAGGGCUUCUCUGUGAGCCUGGCUGAGUUGAGAGAGCGCACUAUAGAGAGAGGGGAAGACAGUGAGAAGACUCACUGUGCAUCUGAACGACCUCUCACCACACCCUCAGCAGUGUGUGCCCAGUCUGUGAUCUCAGCACUUCCACAUCAGGAGAUCCAGCGGCUAAUCCAAGAGGUCAAGGAUCUUGAUGAUGACACCCUAAAGCAACUGGAAGACAUCCAUGUAGUGAUUCUGCACAAGGAGGAGGGAGUUGGCUUGGGUUUCAGUAUUGCUGGUGGUAUCGAUCAGAACAAAGCAACUACAGUUCACAAAAUCUUUCCUCAAGGCUUAGCUGCUCUGGAGGGUACCAUCGAGAAAGGAGACGAGGUGCUGUCUAUCAACGGACAGACACUGAAGAACGUGAAGCACAGCGAUGCUACAGCAGCACUCCGUCAGGCACGUGAAAUGAAGCAGGCGGUUGUGGUGGUGUGCAAGAGUAAGGAGGCUGAGAGUAGCACAGAUGCUAGCACAACCGCUACAGAGCAGAGCUUCACAGGAGAUGAAAGUGGAGAUGUCCUGACUCUAGAGUUGGAGAAAAAUGCAGGUGGAGUGGGUUUUGGACUGGAGGGAGGAAAAGGCUCUAUUCAUGGAGACAAACCUUUGGUCAUCAACAGACUCUACACAGGCAGUACAGCAGAGCAGAAGGGCCUACAAGUCGGGGAUGAGCUGCUGCAGGUCCAGGGCUCCACAACACAAGGCCUUUCACGUCUUGAUGCUUUGACUAUCCUCAAAGGUCUUCCUGAUGGAUCCUUCACAGCCAUAGUGAGAAGAAAGACAGCUGAACAAAGCUAAAUUCAGUACAGGCAGAUGAAAAGUGUAAAAGGACUGAAUUUUAGGAAACAGUCUUAAACACUUUUAGUAUCAAAUCGCACUUAUGCUGGAAUUUGCAAGCAGUUUUAAUAUUAGGAUUUUAUUUAUGUUGAUUGGGAUUAUUAUUAAAAAAAUCUUGAAUAUAGUUAAAGUAUUUCCUAUUAUAGGAUUGCAGUAAACCCAUUACAAGAUUAUUUAACCUAUUUCUAGACAUAUUGGAUGAAUAUCCUGCAAUUUUGCUCAUUUGAAGCACUUAUUUUCAGAAAGAUGUAAAAUGAUCUGCUAAUAGAAAAAAGAUUUAUGAGUAAAAAGGUCUACAAAUAAUAUGGGAUAAUAUUAUAGUUGUAAUUGUUUAUUUUAAUCUAAUAAAAGGACUUACUGGAUGAAUUUCACUAUAUUAAAAAUAAUGUAUCUUGAUCAGAAUGCACAUGGUUAGUGACUGCUGCAGACGGUUACUUUAAGGAAACAGCAUGCAGGGAUGUGAUUUUGAUACCGAAAUCAGGUUUUGAUUAAAAUAACAAAGACAUUACAGGAAGUUGGUGGUCAAGUGUAAUGAACUUAUUUUCAUAUUCAGUGCAUCACGAUGUCAGGUUUCAUUCUGCAGAUGUUCUUGACUGUUAGUAUAAAAGCAUGUAAUUCAACGGAAAUUUUAUCAGUAUUACUCUGUGUCUAAACGUGGCCCAUUUUGAUCUGCCCAUGACUUACAUUUUGACACUAAACCCUAGCUAUAAUACCCCAUUUAAUAUAUAAUUACUGAUAAUAAAUUUGUUUAACUGCAAAUGAAGCAUUCUUCAAAACGAAGCGUUUCAAAACAAAGCGCUUAUAAAGCAAAGAAUUAACAGCUUUGGGUUUUCUUAUAUAUUGUUAAUAUGUUUGAUUUUGAUUUUUUUAGUUGAUUUGUUAGGCAGUUCUUCCAGGAUUAUUAUAUUUUGUGAUCCUUGCAGGCAAAAAUAAUUGAUUUUGCUGCAAUUAUUUCCAAAUUUGUGAUGCCACUUGGAGAGAUUUUUGUGCUUCUUUUGCAGAGAACUACCUGAAUUGGCAAAAUUGCAAACACAAGAUUUUUCUGUUAAACUGCUAAGAGUGAAGACACUUUAGCUUUACUCAUGAGGGCGUUGGUUGAAUGUGUGUUGUGAUGAUGUCACACAACAUGUCUUGGCCCAAAUCUGCAAGAAAUCUGAGGUAAUUCUGAAAAAUUGCAAGCUCCUCUGAAUAUUAUGGAGUUUGUUUGAUGUUGCAUUAAAUUCUGCAACUGCAAAAUUGUGAAAUCCUGGAGGAAUUGGUUGGGCUUUAACGUCUACUUUUCAUCAGACACUGACAGCAGUCUGCUUCUGUCACUGAGAAUACUGAGAAUACUGGGGCUGACAAACAGUAGCUGCUCUGACAAAACCAGUUGGCCAUUAAGAGACAGUCAGUUACGAGUUGCCAUUAACCACGCCUACAAUAAACCAGCAAAGCCUAUCAAUGAUUUUCUAAUGGAUGCCAGAAUAUCCAUGUAAAAGAAGCCAUCCAUAUAGAACUGUGCUCACUAAACAACAGGGGAUAAGAAAAGAGGAAUAUUAUAUGAAAAUAUGAAUUAACUCUGUGCAUCUUCCAUGCCAUUUAUUCUUUUUUUUUUUUUUUGUAUUCCUGACUGGCCUAAUCCUAGAGCUAGAAAAUAAUCUAUAUAGAAACAACAUGUCCGCAUGAAUUAGUCCAAAGCUGCGAUUACAAUUUGUCCAAAACGAGUCAAGUUUGAUAUUUAGACAUACAGUAAGCUCUUUUUGUCUGCUUAAAUGAUUCCCAAACCCUUACUGGUGUUCAUUAUUAUUAUUUCUUUUUAUAUAUAUAUAUAUAUUUUCACAAUUUUAUCUAUGUGAAAACAUCUUAACAGAUUGACAUUUUUUGUUUGCUGAUGCACAGAAAUCUUGCCUUUGUACAGUAGUACAAACAUGGUCAGGGAUUCCUGGGAACUUGAUUCAAGUUUUCCUGUUUUGUUAAGAUUUGCACAAAAACUGUACAGUAAAGUAUAUACAAAAAUUUCUAUAGAAACUAAACAAGAGUAUUUGACCAGAUUCUAAAUAGAAUAGAUUUUGAAGUCACAAUAAUGUAAUGUUUUCCAAAUAUGUUUGCAAAAACCAAAGAUACAAUAUGUUUUUAUGGCCUGCCUUUGCAUUCAAUAUUUUAUGACUGAAUAGGAUUCAUGCCUCAUUACAAUAAAUGCCAUUUUAUUUAUUUAAGUUCUUAAAAGAAACAGAACAUCCGGUUUUAAUAUAAUUGAAAAGAAACGCUCACAUUAAUUAUUAUUUUUUUGUACAGAAUAAGUGACUAAUAUAUCAGAAAGCCCUGUUCAUACUGUUUAAAUCAUUAUUGUAUUAUUUUUUGUUCCCCCCAAAAUACCCUAAUAAAGUAAUCAACUACAAAACA